Messenger RNA from Solanum verrucosum, 2883 nucleotides. RefSeq names its product DEAD-box ATP-dependent RNA helicase 24. The record is from RefSeq and is a predicted model, not a curated record. The transcript is spliced from 6 exons. Bases 186 to 2510 code for a protein of 774 amino acids. Gene Ontology annotation, molecular function: ATP binding; RNA binding; RNA helicase activity. Lineage: Eukaryota; Viridiplantae; Streptophyta; Magnoliopsida; Solanales; Solanaceae.
CGUUUACCGGCAAAAAAAUCAGGCGUUUUUCAGAAGCAAACCGAUGAUAGGCAAGAUGGUUUAGAUUUUUCAAUUUGGAUAGCUAUCUUUGCUCUGGCCGAAAUUUGUUAGAUAACACCAUAUCUGUAUAUUCAGUUUUUUUUAGGGUUCAGUAAACUAGGGUUUGAACUUUGAACCAAACGGAUAUGUCGAAGAGAAAAUUCGGAUUCGAGGGAUUUGGCAUUAAUCGGCAAACAACGUACAACUUCGAGCGAAAUCAAGCUCCUCAGCGACUGUAUGUUCCGCCAUCCUCACGUUCCGGAGGUAGCCAUGACAAUUACGAAGAUACCGACUUAGAUAACAUUGAGUACGAUGAACACGAAGCUGUCGGAGGGAACAACGAUGAUGGAGGCGGAGGAGGUGGUGAGGAUGAUGAAAUUGAUCCACUUGAUGCGUUUAUGGAAGGGAUUCAUGAAGAAAUGAAGGCUGCACCGCCUCCUAAGCCGAAAGAGAAGUUGGAUAAGUAUAAGGAUGAUGUAGAUGAUGAUCCGAUGGAGAGUUUUCUGAGGGCCAAGAAGGAUGUAGGGUUACAAUUGGCUGCUGAUGCUCUUCACGCUGGUUAUAAUUCCGACGAGGAGGUGUAUGCUGCAGCAAAGGCGGUUGAUGCAGGGUUAGUUGAGUAUGACUCCGACGAUAAUCCAAUUGUUGUUGAUAAAAAGAAGAUUGAGCCUAUUACUGCUCUGGAUCAUAGUGAGAUUGACUAUGAGCCUUUCAACAAGGAUUUUUAUGAGGAAAAGCCUUCUAUUUCAGGUAUGAGCGAUCAGGAAGUUAAUGAAUAUAGGACAAGCUUGGCCAUUCGUGUAUCAGGCUUUGAUGUACCAAGGCCAAUUAAGACAUUUGAAGACUCUGGUUUUUCUGUUGAGUUGAUGAAAGCUAUCAGUAAACAGGGUUAUGAAAAGCCUACACCAAUACAGUGUCAAGCAUUACCAAUUGUGCUCUCUGGGAGAGAUAUUAUUGGUAUUGCUAAAACUGGGUCCGGUAAGACUGCUGCUUUUGUGCUUCCUAUGAUUGUCCACAUCAUGGAUCAGCCUGAACUUCAGAAAGAAGAAGGCCCCAUUGGAGUUAUUUGUGCACCCACUAGGGAAUUAGCACAUCAAAUAUUUGUGGAGGCAAAGAAAUUUUCGAAAUCGCAUGGUAUCCGUGUGUCUGCAGUUUAUGGAGGAAUGUCUAAAUUGGAUCAAUACAAAGAACUAAAGGCAGGGUGUGAGAUUGUUGUUGCUACUCCAGGGAGGUUGAUAGAUAUGAUCAGAAAGAAGGCAUUUACAAUGUUGAGAGCAACUUAUCUAGUGCUUGAUGAGGCUGAUCGGAUGUUUGACCUUGGUUUCGAGCCUCAGAUAAGGUCCAUUGUUGGUCAAAUUAGACCUGAUCGCCAAACAUUGCUCUUUUCAGCAACUAUGCCCCGCAAAAUUGAGAAGCUUGCCAGAGAAAUAUUGACGGAUCCUGUAAGAGUUACUGUGGGUGAGAUUGGCACGGCUAAUGAGGAUAUUACACAAAUAGUUGAAGUGAUUCCUUCGGAUGCUGAAAAAUUGCCUUGGCUUCUGGAGAAGCUCCCUGGACUGAUUGACAAUGGUGAUGUUCUUGUCUUUGCUUCGAAAAAGGCAACAGUGGAUGAGAUUGAAUCCCAAUUGGCUCAGAAGGGAUUUAGAGUUGCAGCUCUCCAUGGUGACAAGGAUCAAGUUUCUCGUACGGAGACGCUGCAAAAAUUUAAAUCUGGCAUAUAUCAUGUUCUCAUCGCAACUGAUGUUGCUGCUCGUGGUCUUGACAUCAAAUCACUUAAGUCAGUGGUGAACUAUGAUAUAGCUAAAGAUAUGGACAUGCAUGUUCACAGAAUUGGGAGAACAGGUCGUGCUGGUGACAAAGAUGGAACGGCCUACACUCUUAUUACUCAUAAGGAAGCACGUUUUGCUGGUGAACUGGCAAACAGUUUGGUUGCUGCUGGUCAAACUGUGUCCGUGGAACUAAUGGACCUUGCUAUGAAGGACGGAAGGUUUCGGUCCAAAAGGGAUGCAAGGAAAGGAGGUGGAAAAAGGGCCAAAGGAAGGGGAGGAGGAAACAAUAAAGGUGUACGAGGUGUGGAUUUUGGUCUAGGGAUUGGAUACAAUCCUGAAUCAAAUAACCCUCCCCAGAGCGCUGCUCCAAGCCGUUCUGCAGCUGUUAAUUCCCUGAGGACAGGAAUGAUGGCACAAUUUAAAAGUAGCUUUGUUGCUGCAUCAUCAAAGUCUCAAAAUCAAGGGAUGAAUAACACAGCUGGCGCGUUUCCCAACAAGAAAAUGGUCUUGCAAGGCUUUGUCUCUGGUGGGACUAUAGGUGGAAAUAGUAAUACUUCCCAUAUUAGUUCCACAUUUACUGCUGCAACAUCUGGGGCAUAUACUUCUAGUCAGCCAGCUAGAGAUGGAGCUAACCAGAAAAGUUCAGAGAGUUCAAAGGAGAAGUCCAGAGAAAGACGGAGGCCUUCUGGUUGGGAUCGUUGAUUUGUUAUUUAGGUAUACUGGGAUAAUCAACUUGUUGGAAAAUUACUGUGGGAUAUGCUUGGUUUAUGUGUCACUCCCCAUCAUGGUCUUAAGUUGGUGCAGCUUUUCUUUCAAACUCACCAUUCACAUCGAGGAAAUGAAGGGAAGAUAAAUUGUUAUAUCCUUAACAAGUAGGGAGUGUGCAAAGUCCAAUCAGAUUGGCGUCCAUUGCAGAAAUGGCUUGGGAGGAAGUUAUGGUGCUUCUGAAAUGGUUCGUGCAAAAUGAUCUUUAUUGUCCAAGAGUGUAUCUUAUAUGUAGCAUUUGGUUCUCUUGAUACAUCAAAAUUGUUCCUGUAACUUUAAUACCUUUCUGGACUUCAGAAAAUUUUAACAU